AUGCUAAGUGUGAAAGAGUUCAAGAGUACUCCAAUAACAGAGACAAAAGGAUAAUGUGGUUUUGAUAUUAGUGGGAAUAGAGCAUUAUUAACAUGGAAUUAAAGCUUGAUUGAGUAUGAUUUAAUUGAGCACAAAAAAACCGCGGAAACUGUGCUUGAGUCAAAUAUGUUGUCUUUAGCAAUUCACCCAUUAAAUUAAUAGGUUUUCGCAAUAGGAGAGAUGAGAGUAGAUACAUAUGAUGAUAUAUAAAUGACAGCUCCAUCUCUAAUUGUGACAUUAACAGGAAAGGUGAUUUAGAUUAAAUAUAAUAAUAAUGGUAAAAUAAUGGGGAUUGCAUCUGAAGAGAAUUCAUUAAUAUUGAGUAGGGAUAAUAAGAUAUCAAGAUGUAAACCUGGACAUGAUGGAAUGAUAUUAAGUUGUUCAUUUGAUCCAAGAGAUAGAUUGGUAUGUAGUAUUGGUUGCGAUGGUUGUUUAAUAGUGUAUUAAUUAUCAUAAAUACCAUAAUUAUUGUAGAGAUACACAAUUAGUAAAUAAUUAUCUCCAGAUACUUUCCAAAAGUUGUAAUCAGAUUUUCAUCCCUCAGGUAACUCAUUUUGGAUUGCUGGAAAGAUAAAUGCACAAUAUAUAAUUACAGAGGAUGAACCCUAAGAUUUAUAACAAUAAUAUUAGAUUCUGCAUAAGAGUGAGAUAUGUAUAAUAAAAUGGAUGAAAGAGAAUUGUGUAGGAUCAUGUUCAUUAGAUGGUGAAAUUAAAUUAUGGCAUUUUAAAUCAUUUACUGAUUUAUCAUUGCAUUGGUAAUUUAAUAUUCAAUGCACACCAUUGUAUAUGAUAAUGAUUUAAAAGUUAUUAUAUUUAUUUGAUAGUAAUGGAAAUUUAAUAGAAACAAGUUUAGAUCCACCAUUAACAGAUUAUGAGAGAAUUUAUAAAGAUAAAAAUAGUGCUUUACAAGAUUUAUUAAAUUAGAAAGCAAAGAAGAACAAUAAUUAAGCAAUCGAAGAAGAAUUGAUGGAUGAAUAGGAGAUUAUGGAAAAUAAGGAUGGAUUGGAUAAUAAUGUAAAUGCAAAAUAGAAAUAAUAAAAAUAAUAAGUAAUGGAUUCUGGAAUGUAAGAUAUUCUAAGACCAGGUGAAACAUUAUUAUCUAGAGGAAGAUAAUAUUUAUGUUAUAAUACAGUUGGAACAAUUAUAUUGUGUAAGAAUACAAAUAUGAUUGAAUUUGAAUUCUUUGAUUCAACAUUUUAUAAGAAAUUUAAAAUAAGUAAUUAAUAAAGAUAUGCAAUCGGUACAUUGAAUUAUAGAGGAUGUGUAUUGGCAUCAAAAGGACCGAACGAUUUAGAUGAAUAAGGUUAUUUAGUAGGAGAUGGAAAAUCUAUAGUGUUUUUCUAAUAAUUUAUAGGGGAUGUAGAUGAUUUUGAAUUUUCAUUACCAGAUGAAGAAGGAGCUGAACUUGUUACAAUUGGAAAUGAUUGGUUUGCCAUAAUGAGUGAUCAUGGAAUUUGUAGAGUGGUUUCAUUUUGUGGUUUGUAACUCUUAGAAUUUAAUACAAAUAGACCUGUUGUGUCUAUGUGUGCAUAUGAACAUUUAUUAUGUUUGGUUUGUCAUGAUUCAUCUCCAAUGUUAAAUCAAUAAGUUUUGAAAUGUAGAGUAUAUGAUAUUGAUUUACAAAAAUUAAUUGAAGAAUUUGAUAUAUUCCUUACUCCAUUUUCAUCACUUUCAUGGAUUGGUUAUUCUGAUGAAGGAUUGUUGACAAUCUAAGAUACAAAAGGAGUGAUUAGAAUUUAUUAGUAAAGUAGAUGGAUUGAAGUCUAUCAUAAUUAAAGAGUUUGGCUUUAUGGUAUACAAGAUUAUAAGUUAUGUUUGUUAAAAACAGAAUAACCACUGGCAUCAAUGAAAUAGGAAAUGAUUUAAUAGAAUUUUGAAUAACCUUUUUUAACUUCAUUUUAGGAUGAAAAGUUAGUUACAAAUUAUAAACAAUUUCUUAAUUAAUUGAUUAUAUUGAAUCAUGAAUUAUAUAGAUGGAAUGAAUUUGGCAAAUAUUAUUAUGCUCGAAACGAUGAUAAAUAAAAUGAUAUUCUUGUAAGAUACACAUAAAAUUUAUAUGAUUCUACCAAAAUUGAAGAUACGUAAAAAUUGUUAAGAAAACUCAGAGUUGAAUUGUUUAAGUAGAUUUUAAAUGAAUCAAAAGACAAAGCUAUUGAAUUCUUUAAGUGUCACAUUAAAGAUGAAUAUGAUAUGAAUUCUAUUAUCAGUUUAUUAGAAUUAUAGAAGGAAAAAUAGACAUCAAAUAAGGAAAUUUUAAAAUUGUUAAAUCAAAUUAAAUUAUUAUAGAGGGUAAUAAAUAUCAUUAAUAUUAUUGUAGUAAUAAAUAAUCAAAUAGUAAUAGAAGUUUGGUAUUGACAAAAGACCUUCGUCUCCAAAGAGAUAAGGAUUUGGAUUAUAGAAAUAAAAUGAUUAAGUGAAUUUGAAUUAAAUAAAAUCAAUUUUAGAACAUAAAGAACACUAAUAAUAAUAAUAAUAACAAUAAUAACAAUAAUAAUAAUAAUACUAAACUUAAUCAUAAAGAAUUGAAAGUUAAUAAGAAGAUGAAGAUUUUAAUCCAUUUGCAAAAUCAGCAAAUAAAAAAUAAAGUAGUAUCUUUGAUAUAGGAGAGAAGAGAAAACCAACACAGACAUUUGGAACAUAAAAUAUAAAAAAAAAGAAUUGA
Molecule: messenger RNA, 2701 nt
Organism: Paramecium sonneborni
Lineage: Eukaryota; Ciliophora; Oligohymenophorea; Peniculida; Parameciidae
Source: the annotation of a GenBank genome assembly